UUUCAGAUGCUGAAGGCAGGCACUGAAGGUGGGAAGUGACCCCUGCGCCAACAGCAAUGUGGUCCCUCCUGGCCUGGGUGCUCCUGUGCUGCUGUGGGUGAAGCAACGUCCAACGGCGGUGUUCCUCUGCGGGAUCUGGGGUGAGAAGUGAAGUUGACCAGCACGAAUGGGAGGUCGCUUUCGAAACAAAUCUGCCUGUUUCAAAAGGUGAGGUAGGGUAUUUUUCCUUACUUCUUCUGUAAGAAGAUUCGUCAUCUAGGGAGCUAAUGUUUUCCUACGUGAAAGGUGGUACCUGUUUGUGGCUAUGAUUGGUAGGGGUUUGUAAAUGAUCCCCAUUUACUUCUCAGAUCUGCUUCCUGUAUGUAUUUUAAUACCCUCUGGUGACUUGACUGCCUGCCCGCGUUGCUUGCUGUUAGCUCUGCAGGCUCUGAGCAGGCUGGGCAGGGGAGCGGAGGGCUGAUGUCCUUGUACAUCAGAAAUAAAUGCGGCUGGUUUUUCACGUUUCUGUGACGACACGUGAAGCAGGAGUAUCCAGAUGGUUUCCGAGCUCUUAGGUGAAGGUGCUUGUGCAGCCAACCAGAAAGAGUGCUGAAAGAAAGCCAGGCUGGGCAAAGGCUCUGGCUCCGCAGGAAGAUUACCAACAUCUGUGCCAAUUGAGAACAAGGUGCUCUUUCUGGUCAGUCAGAGCGCUACAUUCCUGGUUGUAAAUGAUACACCCAAUAAUGUCUGGUGCAAGCCAAAGCCCAUGCCCUUCACAGGCCAGCUGAAACAAACGUAAAUUCUAUUUAUUUGCAGGUGUACGCUGCUUUUUAAUGCAUCUCUGUAGGCUAAAUGAAAGCUGGACUGCUUUAGAAAUGUGUUUGUAGGCAUAUCUGAAUGAGAGCCUUUUGGUUACUAGUUCAGAGGUGUCUAGUUAUUAGUGCAUGUAAAAGAGAGAAGCGUUUUAUUGGCUUCAUUUUGUUUUAGAUCUUUAUUAGCGCCAGCACACAAGGUUUGCCUCAACCUUGUUUCAACCCCCUCCACCCUCGCAGCCUUCCGUCAAAGCUGGAUUAGAUUACAGAGGGAAUCUUCUCCACUGCAAAUGUGUGCUGCCUUGCUUUCAUUGCAUAAGAUCCAAGCGCUAGCAGUCGUUAGAUAAGUGUUGAUAGCAUGAGCUGGUGGAGCUGUGGUGUGGCUCCUUCCCGGCUGCCCCUUGCCUCUCAGGUGCUCGGGGUAUUGACGGUAGCCUUUACAAAGGACUUCUGCGAGGCACCGUGCUGUGCUGGGGGCGUGAUGAAGUAUUUGUGAAGGCGGAGGCUCCCUCCUUAGCAUGGAUAGCUGCGUACUCCAAAGUGCCUGCAGGGUUCGGGGAGCCUGGCUUGGUUUGUUUUCAGCUGGAGUGCUCGCACAGAAAAUGGCCAGACUCAGUCAGCUCCACCAGCCUAAUCUUGGCUAAGAGAUUCUGGCUGGAUCGCGUCUAUACAGAGCUCUAGGUAGGCUGGUUCCUCGCUGCGUGUGGCGGUGUGCCUGAUGGGAGUGGUGUCUGGCAGCCUCCUCUUCGGCUAACCUCACCAAGGUAGGUAUGCGUAACCUGCGGGAUGUUCUUUGGCCAACGUGUUUCCCUCGGGUUUUGUAUCGGUUGAGGCUGAUGGUAAGGAUGUUUCCAGUAACUACUGGAAGAAGAAGAAGAAUUUUUUUGUGCUUUCUGGUGUUUUCAACAUGUGUAUGUAGUUUCCCCUAGUGGCAUGAUAGGUGCCGUGUGAUUUGGUUUAUUUUGAUCCAGCAGUUCUUUCCAAGGUAGAUCUCGAAAAUAAGCCUUCAAUUGGUAGUGGACUUGCACAAGAACCACAGGAUGUAGGGCACAGUUCAUAAAAUUGCUUUAAAGUCUACCAGGAAGAGAGGAGCUGCUGCGAAGGUAAGGUAAUGAUUCUUUAGCAAUAUAGAUGUUGGCUGUCCUUGCUUGGGGUUUUCCAUUGCCAGUUAAUGCUUUACGUGGAGGUGAGAUACUGGAGAUAGAUGGAGGUUUCUAAACCAUCAUCUUCAGUCACCUGAGCUGACAGGGGCUAUAUCCUAUCAGCAGCGUCCCAGGCAGCUGAGCCAUCCACUUUCUGUGCAAAAUGGAAAACAGAGGUGCAUAUAUAAAGCUGACAAUUUGUUAUGUUAUAUUGGCAUAUAACUCGUGGAUACUCAAAAGGUCGAUCCUUAGGGUGCAAGUCAGCUCUUAGCUGAUUAUAUCCUUUAGGAAACAAUUCCUCGGUUUGAUGUUUGUAUCAUGAGGUAUUAGUGCUCACCAUGAAGGCAGCUAAAGGCUCUAUUCUUCCAUAGAUUAGCUGGAGCGUAACUAGUUCUUCAAAGAGCAGGUCAAUAAGUAGCACGUAUUCUUAUCUAAAAACAUAAUGUAUGUACAUGUUCUGAUUCACCUCUGAUUUUCACGGUAGGAGCCCUAAGAGCUGCAAUAAUGCCUAGUAGUCCAAUUCCAAGGUAGGGUAUGCUACCAUGGAGCGGGGGGGAGGUUCGUUUUUUUCUUUUUUCUUUUCCCAGCUACAUACCAGACGUACAAAGUGCCAGAUUCUGAUGAGAGAAAUGUAGUUCUCAUGGUAUGAGAUCGCUGUUUGGGAAACAAGGAGUGGACAAUGUCAGGACAAUGAUUAACAUUUGCUGUGCUUUGGACCAGGGCUUAGCAACGUUUGGAGUACUAAAAGCUGGAAGUGCUAACACCAGCACUUCCGUGGCAUCCUUCUGAGAAUCUCUCUGUUCUUAAUGAAUUUUCAGUGCCUCUCUGUGAGGCUGGUAUUAUUAGUGUCAUUUUGCAGACAAGUAGAUAAAAUAAAAUGCUUGUAUAAGCACAUUCUGCAAGCCAGGAAAAUUCCUGAGUAAAAUUCAGGAAUAUUAGUGUUUUGACCAGUUCUUGAGCUACCACCUUGAACUUUCUCUUUCGCCAGAAAAGAGGCUAGGGGCAUUACUUGCGGUAGCUUUUUUCUUGUUAGGUUAGGAACCCUGAAAGUGAGACAUUAUGCAACAUAUCUAAGUAUGCAUGUGAUACUUGAAAAAAUGGUAAUCAGAUAAGUUGCUAGGCGACAGUACCCUGCCUUCAAUUACCAAAAAGCCAGUGACUUUGCUUUCAUGAUGUAAUGUGUUCUGUACUUCUUCAUAAAGCAAGUGUAGGUGGAGUUUUGUGAGAGUUGCUCCUUUUAACUCUCCUCCUGCUCAACUGCCAUCCUGCAAGGUCAGGUUUAACCCCAGUUUUAGAAGAAAAAACUUCACAGAACCUGAAAUCAACAGGAAAAAAUGUUUGCUGAGCUCUUCAAGGUAAUGAAGUUUAUCUAAGUGUAUAUAAGUAAAUAACCUUCUGUCCCACGGGAUUUCACCAGCUUGUGGGAAGUAGACCAUAGCUCAUCCCUGGGAACAUGAUAAGGAAAAGGGUGAGAGAUUCAUGCUAAGAGGUACGUGGCAGGGAUAUGUGGCAAGCUGUGAGGAAACCUUAAACACAGAGACCCGUUUGCCCCAAAGUACUGAGAGCUGUGGCAAUGCACGAGAACCCAUGUGUAAAGCCAGCUGGUUCGUUUUCACUGCUGUAGCAGGGAAGGAAUGGAGGGAACAUCAGCAGUGAGGUGUAUGUGGGGAAACAGUCAGUGAGACUCUAAUAGUACGAGACAGAGCUACCAGCACAGGGGAGUGUGUGUGUGUGUAUGAAACCUGACUUUUUUUUUCUUUUUCUUUUUUUUUUUUUUUUUUAAAGACAGAUUGCAGGAUAACAACAACAAGAAAUAAAGGCUCUUGGCAGUUAUUCCAGGCCCGUUUCUGCUUUUUGGUGAUAAAUGGCCACAGAAGCAUUUGCAGAUACUGGAGAGUGUGUUCAGCCUUGUGGCAGACAGUGGGGUGUAUCCGUGACAGUUUAUCAUCUGCGAUAGGAGAUGGGAUCUGUUUCUUAUCUGAACAAAGAAGCAAACCAGGUGGCCCCGAGGCACAGCCCGUGGGUUAGAUGCAAUAGCGCACUUUCUAGUGCUCAGGUGCUCAAACACUCUGAGAUUCAUCAGGAUAAUGUGAAGAUCCCAUUUGUUACACAGUCUGGCACGUAAAUGUUCCUGCUCUGUAACGUCUUCACAUGCGAUUAAUCCAGAAAACGUCUAUGUAUAGACAAGCCCUCCGAGUGUAAGAUCUGUGAGGCUGAAGCUAGUACGAUGCCGGAUAUUUUUGUGUUGGAACUGGCACCUCAAGGUGUGACUUAUGUGAAAACCAGGAGCGUGGCAUCCUAAAUAUCAGUGCUUGAAGAGAUGGAGACGCUCGCGGGCUCUGCUCGCUGCCUGAGCCUGAUGCAGAGGCGAAAGGCGGUCUCCUCGCCAGAGCAGGGGAGAAGCAGCAGCGCACGUGUCCCCCAAAACGGCUGGGGUGGGGGGCAGUGGCGGGGACCUGCCUAUGUGAAGGCAUGGGGUGGGGGGGGAGAGACGAAGAAAUAAGAGAUGCUGGGAGAAGCGAGGAGGUGGGGGAGAUGGGGAGGCAAUGUUAGGAGAAGGAGAAUUGGGAUGAAAAGGAGUCAGCAGCUUACUUAAAAAAAAAAAAUUGGUUGAUUGUCGAAGAAAAAUAUAUAGAGAGAACGUUUUCUGGUAGACCCUUCAAGGGUUAACUGAGACCUUCGCUGAGAUGGUAGCAGUGAGGAACCUGUUGUCACUGGCUCCAGUGAAGUUGCCCCGGUGUUUGCUGUGGCUGGGAUCCAGAAGGACAGUGAAGAGCGGAAAGACCCAGCCCGGGCAGAGGAGAGGCAGCUGCCAGGAGCCAGCCCGGGCGAGGGGCAGGAAGGCUGUCUGGUCGGCGUAUUAGCUGUUGGUCACACGCAGCGGGCUCGGAAGCGGCAGGCGUCUGAAGCGGCCUGGACCUGCUGGAGACAACCUGGCUGCUCUGCGGAUGCUGUGAGCCAGGAGCAAAGCGGGACCCAGAAGCGGGAGAGCUCCAGGAUUCCUCCCCAGAAGAGAGUGCCUGCUGGGGUGCGUGCAGAAGGAUGGCUGCGGCAGAGCCUCUGACCGCUUUCUCCCGAUGGUACCUCUAUGCCAUUCACGGGUAUUUCUGUGAGGUGAUGUUUACGGCUGCUUGGGAAUUUGUGGUCAACUUUAACUGGAAGUUCCCAGGUGUUACCAGUGUGUGGGCGCUCUUCAUCUAUGGCACCUCCAUCCUCAUCGUGGAGAAGAUGUAUCUGUAUCUCAAAGACAAGUGUAACAUUUUGCUGCGCUGUUUCAUUUACACCCUUUGGACAUAUCUCUGGGAGUUCACCACUGGCCUCAUCCUACGCCAGUUCAAUGCCUGCCCGUGGGACUAUUCCCAGUUUGAUUUUGACUUCAUGGGCCUGAUCACCCUGGAGUAUGCCAUUCCUUGGUUUUGUGCUUCUUUCAUCAUGGAGCAGCUGGUGAUCAGAAACACCCUGCGCUUGCGAUUUGAUGAGACUGCUGAGCCAGGGGCCCCCACUCUCCCCGUAGCCUUGGCCAACGGCCACGUGAAGACAGAUUGAACAGUGACUCAGAACCACGGUUAGCAAUCUGAGAGAGCCCAGACCUCUACCACAAACUGUCGGCUCUGGCUUUGAGGUACUGCUCCUAUAGCUGUAUGAUAAGAUUAAUAAACCCCAUUUUUCUAAUGGGGUUGUGCAUGGGAUAUACCGGAAAAAAUGGAACCAAUAGAUUUUCUAUGGAUUUUACUCUUUGGGCUCCAAGGACCAAUAUCAGUUACUUGUUAGUUAGGUCAUUUCUGAUUUUAACUUAUUACAGAUGAAAGCAGUUCUUUGGCUUACAGUUUCAUGUGGAGAAAGAAGAAAAGAAGUGCUACAGUGGAAAUGCAUUCAAAAAGGAAAAACAUAAUCAGUGGAUGGGCAUGGACACGCCAGCUAAAUUAGUGAUUGGCUUACUCCAUUAGGCAAUAUUCAGGUGCUUGCUUGCAACCAAUACCUCCUGUGGGACCUGAGAUGCUGCAGGAACAAGGAAAAUCUAUCUGCUGAUAAGAGGAACCUAAGACUGGCAGUCUGCUGGGGAGGUAGAUGGUGUUCCCCUCUUCAGGUCCCAUUGGCCUCCCCCAAGGUUCUUUGUUGCACCACAACGUGAUCUGGUGCUGGACAUCUUACUGAAUUUAUACAAAUCUUGUACUUCUUGAAAUCUCAGUCCUGAUACUCACUAGAUUUUUUUUUUUUAAAUAAAGGCCUUUUCUUGCCGAGUGAAUUUUACCAUAAUCUGUGCAAUCUAAAUCUUGGCAAAAGGCACAAGAAAUAGCAUAAGUCUUCCCAUCUCCUCUGUCUCCCCAAAGCAGAACUUGUCUGAAGGGCUGCUGCAGAUUCCAGCUCCCAUCCCAAUCAUGCAAAUCUUGUAGAGACUGUACGCACCACAAGAGUUUUCUGCCUGCCUUCCCACAUCUGUUUCUGGUGAUGUUGGUGGCUUAGUCUGGCUGCAACCUAUUGUACUUGACCAAAGGUCAAAAUCUUCAUGUGGCUAAAGUGGUACCCACGAUUCAGUGCUCCGGCACUGACUGUCACCUCCUUCAGCACUGGGCAGAACUGAGCCAGGACUCAGUGUUCUCCUCAGUGUUUCAAGAGGAUUUGCUUUUCCUUCCCAAAAUCUAUUUUCAAUAACCACAGCAAACCUUUCUCAUGGCAAUUACUGGAGGCAGCAAAAGAUGUGCUGUGCUGUCUGAUAUAGGGGGACACGUUAUUUUAAAAGACAAACAAACCCCUCCUUGAAGAGCACUGAGUGAGUUAUGAGGUUCCAGUGAGGGCAGCAGUAGAGCUGGAGGUGCAGGAGUGCAGUGGCUCCCUUUCAGAGCUACCUGCAUGGGGGCAGUUUGAAAUUUGUCCUAUUGACAGCAUUUAUGGAGUAUGGGGAAAGCUGCAAUGCAAAGAAGGUGCUUGAUACUGGCAGCCACAGAUUAAAUCAUUUGCUUUGGUAAGUCUGUGCUGCCAGUGUCAGCCAUGAACGUGGAGUUUCCAUCUGUCAGAUGUACCUCACUCCUAACAGCUUUAAGAGGCAGGUUCGCUGUAAUGGUCCUGUAGGGCCAGAUUAAUUUUGUGUUUUCUUCCAUCACAGUCAACUGAGCUGCAGAAGGGAUGAAUUUAGCUUGAAAUGCAAGUGUGCUUGUAUGGUUGUAGGGUUCCACUCCUGUGAUGGAAGUGGCCAGGUUCUUUCUAUGUUGGUCCUCUGAGAGGGCGUGCUUGGCUGUGUAGCUGCUCCUUGCUCUGGGGCAUCCAUUCCUGAGGGGAAAAGCACUUCUGGCCCUGUGAGGGGAAUUAUUUGUUGGUUCUGCUCUUAGGAAGGCAGUGAUAAUCCUUUUUGUAUCACACAGAGUGCAAUUAUUUUAUUCCUCUCCCCACCCCCUUCUCACAUGACAUCCGUUGCUGGCAACGGGCACACAAAAACAGUGGCGUCAAGGAGUUAAUCAAAUCUGCCCUGGGGUGUGUAGUGUCUCCUGAAGCACUCUGAAUACGUAGGUGGGUAUUUAGAGUUCCCUUUUUAGAGAUCAUUAAAUUAAAAGAGAACAAACACUGAACAGAUUCUUUUUUCUUGCUGUGAUGCCAGUAUUACGAAAUCAGAGAAACAGUAUGUUGUUUAUCAGCCUUGAUGGUCUCAGGUGUGUAGACCAAGGCAAAAUAGUCACCUGACAUUGUACAAGAGGCAAAAAGGAGAAACCCUCAGCUUCAUCCUUAGGAUCAUCCUUACAUCAUUAGGACAUCCUUAGGAUCCGUGCUUUCUCCUUAGCUGUUACAAAGCUCUUAAAAGGAGUUAGCGAGAUCGUUUGGUGACUCUGUACCAGCUGCAGAUGAGACUAAGGGAGGAGGAGUUCACAGAGCUAACCUGGUUAUGCAGUCAUGUGUCCCCGCUAAAUGAUGUGGUUCUUUCACAGUGAUAUAAUAUUUCAGUGCUCAAAUUACGGAUGGGUUUCCCAGCAGCAUAUGAUACCUUAUUCCAUUAUCCUUAUUGUUUAUGCCAUUGUAACAACUGUUUUAGUUUGCUUUCCAGUAAUGUCUGAUGUACCACCUAGAUAUUGCAUCCUCAUAGAGUUGUAAUUUACACCCAGAAGUGCACUUUACUUGCAGCUUGCACACCAGAAACAGAAAGGGACCCAGCAAAUUCUUAAUUCAAAUAAUUCCCUGGACAGCUCAUGUUAUCACAGGGUUUGUUUUACUACCUUGUACCUAAUGCAGCAGAGUUAGCUAGACUUCUCCUUUCUGAGCAAUGUGGCUUUGUCUCUUCUGCAAAAUCUCCCUUUUUAAUACGUGUCAUGCUUCUGAUAACAUCUUACAGGGGAAGUGCCCAGAGCACAUUACUGGGAUCUUGGUGGCAGCUCAGCAUGAGCUCAGGAGCUGGACUGAAGUUAUAGAGACAUUUACAUUAUGAAAAAGAAAACAAAACAAACAAACAAAAAACAACAACAAAAAAGAACGCACAAGGCCUAACAAUUUGUUUGUAUGUGUAUCUUCCUCAGCAGAUUAAAGUUGCCUGUUUUGAGUUCACCAGCAAUAAAAAAAAAAAAAAAAAACACUUGUGAUUUAUCCACCUUGUCCAAACUCUGCAGCAAGGAGAAAGUGGCCCAUUGCUGCUUUUUUGGGAGGGUGGUGGGUGGUGGGAUACGGGCUUCAGUUACCCGAGGUUCUACUUUUGCCUCCCUUGUCUUGCUUAUCUCCUGUACUGUCCACACUAAAGGAUGUCGAAGUACUUCCUAAAAUACAGUCCGGUGUCCUCGGCGCAAGGGGGAGUUCAAGCAUUGUCGUGAUGUCUGUGCAUAUUGCAGUGAUCUUGCUGGAGGGAAGUGGUUGGUUCAAAGCAGGGCGAGGCUGCAUGUUGGUCUUUGGUGUUAUAGUUGAGAGAAAUGUGUACAUAUGUACCAGGUAUUAUUAUGCCUUUGGUCUGAAUGCAUUUUGUAAUUAAAGCAGAAUAAUCCAAUCAA
Messenger RNA from Cygnus olor (mute swan), 8895 nucleotides. It is a transcript of the gene TMEM229B, whose product is annotated as transmembrane protein 229B. The transcript is spliced from 5 exons. Lineage: Eukaryota; Metazoa; Chordata; Aves; Anseriformes; Anatidae. The coding region runs from base 4976 to 5479 and encodes 167 amino acids. The record is from RefSeq and is a predicted model, not a curated record.